AUGUCUUGUCAAAUGAUGCAUUUAUUUCAUGUGACCUUUGAGGGUGGAAAUUAUUGGUCGUCGCUGUCUCACUUUGAAUAUCGUCAUGUCUGUUUUGAAGCCAAUGUUGAUGUUGCUAAACUCCUGGUUUGGCUAGAAGAUAGAGUUAUAUGUUCUCUUCCAAUUAGCGAUCGUUUCAGAGAUGUUGAUUCCGAGAUUUGGCCAAAUUACAUCGACUCGGGUGUCUGUGUCCUGAUUGAAAAAAUGCUGUCAAAAGAAGCCUUAAAACGGGCUAGUGAGGAACACGGUGAAAAGGUUGAGUUAUUGGAAAUAGAAGACAUAUUUUUGGGGUUUGAUGUCGACGAUCCAGCUUUACGACCCGCUGCUGUCGCUCUUCGCCUCUUACAUGUUUCAGAACUGCGCAACUUGCAAGACCUAAUAAACUUUGCGAUCGUCAAGGUUCAGCAACUAACAGCGGACCCAAAGACUGAUGAGAAGCUUGGCCAAGUUGGAUUUUGA
Messenger RNA from Echinococcus granulosus, 498 nucleotides. RefSeq lists its product as hypothetical. Gene Ontology annotation, cellular component: tRNA-splicing ligase complex. Gene Ontology annotation, molecular function: RNA binding. Gene Ontology annotation, biological process: tRNA splicing, via endonucleolytic cleavage and ligation. The record is from RefSeq and is a predicted model, not a curated record. Bases 1 to 498 code for a protein of 165 amino acids. NCBI's taxonomy places the organism in Eukaryota, Metazoa, Platyhelminthes, Cestoda, Cyclophyllidea, Taeniidae. The transcript has 4 exons.